CGCGUGUGAGACCGUUUCAAUAUAUAGACAACAUAUAUAUAACUUUUAGAGAGAGAAACUUGAGAGAGAAAGCAUCACUCUCUCCCUACCCUCUCUCCUCACCUUCUUCCUUUUCUUCAACCUAAUUCACUCCUAAUACGAUACCUCCUAAUUCAUUUUUAUUUUCAAUCUUCAAAACCCUAGAUCUUGAUGGAGCCUCGUGUCGGUAAUAAAUUUCGUCUAGGUCGAAAGAUUGGCAGUGGAUCCUUCGGAGAGAUCUAUUUAGGUACCAACGUUCAGACGAAUGAAGAAGUUGCAAUUAAGCUUGAAAAUGUCAAGACAAAGCAUCCUCAGCUGCUGUAUGAGUCCAAGCUAUACAGAAUUCUACAGGGAGGAACUGGUGUUCCAAAUGUGAGAUGGUUUGGUGUUGAGGGAGACUACAAUGUUCUUGUAAUGGAUUUGCUAGGACCCAGUCUUGAGGAUUUAUUCAAUUUCUGUAGUAGGAAACUUUCCCUAAAAACAGUCCUCAUGCUUGCAGAUCAAAUGAUCAACCGUAUUGAGUUUGUUCAUUCUAAAUCAUUUCUACAUCGAGAUAUCAAGCCAGACAACUUUCUUAUGGGGUUGGGGCGUCGUGCAAAUCAGGUCUACAUCAUUGACUUUGGUCUUGUCAAGAAAUACAGAGACACCACAACUCAUCAACACAUUCCAUACAGAGAGAACAAAAACUUAACUGGGACUGCUAGAUAUGCAAGCAUGAAUACACAUCUUGGGAUUGAACAAAGUAGAAGGGAUGAUUUGGAAUCUCUCGGUUACGUUCUCAUGUAUUUCUUAAGAGGAAGCCUUCCAUGGCAAGGGCUAAAAGCAGGAAACAAGAAACAGAAGUAUGAAAAAAUCAGCGAAAAGAAAGUUUCUACAUCAAUCGAGGCCUUAUGCCGUGGCUACCCGACAGAAUUUGCAUCAUACUUCCAUUACUGUCGUUCUCUACGUUUUGAAGAUAAACCUGAUUAUGCUUAUCUCAAAAGAAUAUUCCGUGACCUCUUUAUUCGUGAAGGGUUUCAGUUUGAUUAUGUUUUUGAUUGGACGAUUUUGAAGUAUCAACAAUCACAAAUUGCAGCUCCUCCUACCCGUGGUCUUGGUUUGGGUGCUGGACCAAGCUCUGGGACACCCCCUGUUAUUCCAAAUGGUGAGGAAAGUUCUCGCCGUAGAAAUCCUGCACAAGUGACAAACUCCGGGAACCUACCGAAGGAGAAGAGUCCAAUUGCUAAUGAUGCGGCCAUCAGCACGGAUGCCAUGAUGUCAAGCGCGGGAUUUGGUGGGCGGGGAGUGGCGAGUGGGUCAAUGAGGCGGGGUAACGAUGUGGACCCCACGGCCAUGGGUGGUCGUUCAAGACAGCAGCGGGGGUCACCACCAGGUGGUUCCUCAACGACAGGCGGGAAGAAGUAUGAAACAACUCUCAAGGGAAUGGAGAGUUUACAUUUUGAUGAUGAGGAAAGGGUAAAAUGAUGAAUGACAAGUGGAAGGAAUUGGGUUUGUUGUAAAUUGUAAACUUAAUAUGAUAUGUCAUAUCUUUCCAUAAAAGAAAGGUGGAACAAACUCAUGAUCGUUUUUGGUGAGUGCCUUUCCUGCCCUUAUCUUCUCUUCUCUUAUAGAAGAAGUAUUUGUUAUAGUUGUUGCUGAUAUAUAUGGUAAUUCGACUGAA
This is a messenger RNA of Lactuca sativa (garden lettuce), 1678 nucleotides long. Its product is annotated as casein kinase 1-like protein 2. Gene Ontology annotation, biological process: protein phosphorylation. Lineage: Eukaryota; Viridiplantae; Streptophyta; Magnoliopsida; Asterales; Asteraceae. The record is from RefSeq and is a predicted model, not a curated record. Gene Ontology annotation, molecular function: protein kinase activity; ATP binding.